GGGAACCGGCCUUUCUGCAUGGAGAAAAGACGUGGCCGUGGAAGAUACAGAGGUAGAAAGUGUGGUCGAGGUCACAAAGGAGAAAGACAAAGAGGAAAUCGCCCCCGAUUAGGCUUUGAGGGUGGUCAAACUCCAUUUUACUUGGCCAUACCAAAAUACGGGUUUAAUGAGGGACAUAGUCUCCGGCGUCAGUAUCAACCGCUCAGUCUUCAGAGGCUGCAGUACCUGAUUGAUUUGGGUAGAGUUGACCCCACGCAACCAAUUGACUUAACACAGCUCACUAAUGCCAGAGGUGUAACAGUGCAACCUCUCAAAAGGGAUUAUGGUGUCCAGCUGGUGGAGCAGGGUGCUGAUAUCUUUUCAGCAAAAGUAAAUAUUGAAGUUCAGAGGGCAUCGGAAUUAGCAAUUGCAACCAUAGAAAAAAAUGGAGGUGUUGUAACAACAUCGUACUACGAUCCAAGGAGUUUGGAAAUUUUAUGUAAGCCAGUAGUAUUUUUUCUGCGUGGCCAGCCUAUUCCAAAGCGAAUGCUUCCACCUGAAGAUCUGGUCCGUUACUACACAGAUGCCAGGAAUCGUGGGUACCUGGCAGAUCCAUCUAAGGUUGCAGAAGCCAGGCUUGAACUUGCCAAGAAAUAUGGUUAUGUCUUACCAGACAUAACUAAGGAUGAACUCUUCAAAAUGUUAAGCGCACGCAAGGAUCCUAGGCAGAUAUUUUUUGGUCUUGCUCCAGGAUGGAUCGUAAACAUGGCAGACAAGAAAAUUCUAAAACCAACUGAUGAGAGGCUGUUAAAAUACUACAGCUCAUGAAUUCAGAACUGGAGACAACUGCAGGUGUACAGGAAACAUCUGGGUAUGAAAUAAUGGAUACGAAGUGGUGUUUGUUUUUUUUAAGACUCCUGUUAUACUAGACAAAACAUAAAUUUUUGUUUAUGUAAUCUUCUGGUGUAGCUCUCGCCUUUUUUUUUUUUUGUGGUAAUAAAAGUCUUAACAUUUGGAAACAGUAGAGAGUCUGAAAUAAAGUGUGUGCUCGGACACUUUUUUUUGCAAUGAUUUGCCAGUUAUUUUUGUCAGACAAAAUGUUUUGAUGUUGCAUUUAUUUCAGAGGAUGAUUCUGAAGAGUAACUUGACCUAAUAGUUAGUUUAUAUUUCCCCCCCAUCAAUUUAAUAUCAGAAACAUGGCUGUACAAAACCAAUACUAGUUUUACAAUUGUAUUACAUAGCAUUUUAUGUUUUAGAAAAUGGUAUCUUGAACACCUCUAAGAGGUAGGCCGUCUAUUUUUGGAUGGGGAAAAUUAAAACCAACCAGAAAUAACAAAGUACAGAAGAAUUCAUUAACCUUUUCAGUUCCAUGGCAGUGUUUUGGAUUUUGCCGCUGCCAUCAGUACUGGAGCCUGAGAGAUCUUGAUUUUUAUCUUAUUCCUUCAGAUGGAAUUGAGAAAGACAGGCUGUGCAGUUUGAAAGAAUUUUUUAUCUAAAUUUAAAAAAAAAGAAAUAGCUAUCUUAAUUCAAUGGCUUUUAUUACUCAAACAGAAUUUGAAACUUGUCCAGACACAAAUGUAAUGUCAUUAAUAAAAAUGCGUAGCAGAAUCCAGAGCCAAUGAACAGUAGACAGUGACAGUAGAUCAUGAAGGAUGGGGAUGUGGUGGACAAAGUACGCCAGUAGGAUUCAGUUUUCAGCUUGAUCACAGGUUGCAUAUGUGACAGUGGACAAAUGAAUUUAGAUGCUGUGAAAAGUUAUGAACAAAUUAUUUUUAUGGGAAACAGUAUUUUAAUCACACCAACUUGAUACAAUCUUGAAAAAUAUUUUCCAGCAAAUGUUUGUUUCACCAGGCUGUCCAGAACACUGUGCUGUUGCUAUGCAGGAGUAUUCCAGGUUUCGUAUGGAAGUUUAGGAUUGGGCAUUUGGGAUGAUGAACAGAGCAGUAAAUGGAAAGAUCAGACAGGAGACUAAGUUAGUCUGUCAGAACUUGAUCUGGCUCCUCAGAAGUUAAUGAGAUGCUUCAUAAUUACAUGAACUUUAAUGGAAGCUGAAUUUGGCUUUAAAAUAGGGAUAAUUUGGUUAUUAGGAAACAGUCCGGAAGACCAGAACACAAGAAUGAGUCUUGCUUUCCAAUGGUCAUGUGCCUUUGGAAAUGCUACUUAGUUUCCUGUAGCUGCUAAACCAUCCCAUCUCCUAGGGAAAGCCCUCCGAGUGCCAAAAUCUCCUGUUUCUCCUGUGUAACACCUGUCUUUCAUUUGUGUGCCUCAAGGCGGGGGGGAGGAA
Egretta garzetta (little egret) is the source of this 2263-nucleotide messenger RNA. RefSeq names its product mitochondrial ribosomal protein L15 (gene MRPL15). Gene Ontology annotation, biological process: translation. Bases 19 to 807 code for a protein of 262 amino acids. Gene Ontology annotation, cellular component: mitochondrial large ribosomal subunit. Gene Ontology annotation, molecular function: structural constituent of ribosome. The record is from RefSeq and is a predicted model, not a curated record. The transcript has 5 exons. Lineage: Eukaryota; Metazoa; Chordata; Aves; Pelecaniformes; Ardeidae.